Molecule: messenger RNA, 2619 nt
Organism: Phialemonium atrogriseum
Lineage: Eukaryota; Fungi; Ascomycota; Sordariomycetes; Cephalothecales; Cephalothecaceae
Product: fungal-specific transcription factor domain-containing protein
Exons: 5
Coding region: 114-2324 (736 amino acids)
Biological process (GO): DNA-templated transcription; regulation of DNA-templated transcription
Molecular function (GO): DNA-binding transcription factor activity, RNA polymerase II-specific; zinc ion binding; DNA binding
Source: RefSeq, a predicted model, not a curated record
CACGUGGUGAUAGACCUAUUUACAAUGCCUAUCCGUACUUCUAUUUCAGUAUAAUAUCCCGGAGUACCCGAAAACAAGAUACACCUUAUUAAGUUGGAAAGACCAACACUAUCAUGAUGUCCAACGCCGACGUUGCCAGUAGCGCACAUGUACUAGCCCGAGAGUUGAUAGCCACGGACUCCCCGAGGCAGCGACCGAGUCCGCCGCCUGCCAGGCGUCGAGACAAGCCCCAGCUAAGUUGCAAUGCGUGUCGGAGGCGGAAAGUACGAUGCGACCGUCUGUACCCCUGCAGUAACUGCUCGAGUAGGGGACUGGAUUCUUCAUGUACUUACCCUACCACGCGCGCGACGCUAUCAGGCCGGCCUCAUGCAAGCGCCCAUGUGCAGGAACGCGUCAACAAGCUCGAGAACUUGGUCCUGAGUCUCAUGCAGCAGACUGCCUCGAGCCCCGGUGGAUCACCAUCAGACCUCCUGCCAGCCACACCAGAUGAAGGCCCUCCUUGCCAGAGCCCCGCAACCGAUCCCGCGGGGCCAGAGGUGGCCAGACCCGGGCCUGAGAUCAAAGUCGAAGUAUCACCAUCCCCGUCCGACUAUGGCAGCAUCAGGAUACGAGAAUCAGGAGUCAGCUAUGUCAGCAGCGCACAUUGGGCAGCCAUGCUCGACAGUAUUGCCGAGCUGAGGGAUCACCUCGAGAAGGAGGACGAAGUCCACGCGCGAAGCCCUGACAUUGUCCAGCUGCAGGCCAGCUUUCCCAGUCCCCAGCUCCUCUAUCAUUGCCCAAUGCAUGUAACUCCAGCUUCAAUUCUCGAGGCCAUACCACCUCGGUCCGCUGUGGAUAGAUUGAUCUCCCGUUAUUUCAACGACCUGGACAUGGCUACAGGUGUCGUGCACAGAGCCAAAUUUCUUCGAGAGUAUGAGGAAUUCUGGAAGUCACCACAAGCCACACCAAUAAUGUGGGUAGGCCUUCUGUUCACAAUGAUGUGCCUGUCGACACAGUUCCAACAGUCUCUGCUUACUCCUACCAACGCCUUGGCUGGGGGUGGGCCCUAUGCAUCACCUUCGCAGGCUUCCGAGAACCAAGCAACGGUAGAAAUGUUCCGAGAGAAGAUCAUACAGUGCCUUAACCUGGGCCACUACACAAAAGGCGGGCCCUACGUAGUGGAGACGUUGAUUCUCUACUUCCUGGUCGAGCUCUUCCCCCUCAAGGAGGUCGACAUUGGCAUCUGGCUCCUGGCGGGCAAUAUAGUCCAGAUUGCCACGCACAUGGGAUACCAUCGAGAUGCCACCCACUUCCCCAACAUCUCCCCCUUUGAGGGGGAGAUGCGGAGGCGUGUCUGGGCGAUGAUAGUCCAACUAGACUUUAGCAUCUCCACCCAGAUGGGACUGCCCAGGCUGAUCAAGGAGAGCCAGACCAACACCGCCGAGCCGCGGAACCUGGCUGAUUCGGACUUUGACGAGCAUACGGUCGAGUUACCCCCUUCUCGGCCGGAGACAGAGGUGACACCCACCCUCUACACCCUAUCGAAGCUCAGAAUACUUUCCGUCGGGACCAGGGUCGCCGAUGUGGCUACCAAUCCCCGGCCGUACUCGUAUGACAAAGUGUUGGAGCUCGAUAAGCAGAUCGACGAGGCCCGGGACGCCCUGCCAACCAGCAUGAAAUGGGAGGGCCUGGCGUCCUCCCUCGCCGUACCGCCGCUGGUGAUCCUGCAGCGGAUCUGGCUAGAGAUAUGCGUCCAGCGCCUGAAGAUCGUCCUGCACAAGAAGUUCCUCGUGCCGUCCCGCCUCCAAAAGCAGCAGCAGCAGCAGCAGCAUCUCGACUCGCGACCUGCGUGCCUGACCGCCGCCAUGCGAAUCCUGGAAUUCCAGCAUCUCAUCGACGAGGAGACCCAGGUGGACGGCCUGCUGUACCUGAUACGCUGGAGGGUGUCUACCGCGCUCACGCACGAGUUCCUCCUCGCCACCAGCGUUCUAUGCUUGUAUCUCCAAUUCCACGCCGAGGAGCAGGGAGAGCAACAUGACAAUGACGUCUCAACGGACGCCGAGGUCGCCCCGGCGGACAGGAUCAGAGAGCUCUUGAGGACAUCACAGGCCAUCUGGCUCCGGUUAAGCGCCGAUUCUACUGAAGCCCGGAAGGCUGCCGCGGCUCUGCGUUAUGUCCUCGGUGAUUCAGGGGUCGGGUCGGAGGCCUUGGGGUCUGUGGACGGGAUGUUGGGCCCUGCAUCUGUUGCGGCCGCCCCGUACUUCUUUUCAGGAUUUUUAGACUUGAUUCCAGGCUAUAACUACCCCAACCUGGGACUGGAGCCGACAGACGAAGAGCCAUCUUAGUAGAAGUUUGUGCCGGACUUGAACCAUGAUGUUGAGCAACAGGCGAAAUAUAGUUUAGAUGGACCUGUAUUAUGAUCUGGCAGGCCGGGUUAGAAACACUUCCGCAUGUCUAUACCCCCUAAGGUGGUAGGGCGCUGUUGGGGUGGUAGGCCAAGGCAUCGCUGAUAGACACGGUAAACGUUGCAAUGGGAUGCUUGUGAAACCGAUUACGGGAUAGAACGGAUGGUGCCUAUUAGUUUCGACACUGGGAGACAAGUACCUUUAGCAAAGACAUAGGAAUGAGGAGAUGUCGCGA